Molecule: messenger RNA, 3008 nt
Organism: Monopterus albus (swamp eel)
Lineage: Eukaryota; Metazoa; Chordata; Actinopteri; Synbranchiformes; Synbranchidae
Product: probable ATP-dependent RNA helicase DDX17
Molecular function (GO): RNA helicase activity; nucleic acid binding; ATP binding
Source: RefSeq, a predicted model, not a curated record
AUCACAAAGCUAACAACAACAACAACGAACCUUGUCAUCGCGUUAGUUCACUAAAGUGUAGUUACAUUCACCACAGCGAGAACGUCGCUUGGUAUAAUAUCUUUUCUUUAUCUAUAAAAACGCCAAUUUGUUCAUUUAGUACGUGCUCUGAUUGUUAGCAUUUGGCUAAAAUACAGGGUUUAGUUGUUUUUGAAGCAAGGCCUGAACCGGCAACGAAAAGCAACAGCCAGGUAACUUUUCUGAGCGAAAAGCUCCGCGGACCGAACCGCGACAUUAAGCAGCUGCUUUACCCGUCAUAGCUGAGCGCUAGUCAUCAAAAUGAGAGGUUCGUACGGAGACAGAGGUAGAGACCGUGGCCGUGACAGAGGCAGCCCUCGUUUCGGGUCCAGCAGAGGCGGCCCACCGCCGGGCAAAAAGUUUGGGAACCCCGGGGACCGUUUACGAAAGAAGAGAUGGGACCUAGAUGAUCUUCCCAAGUUUGAGAAGAACUUCUAUAGUGAACACGUGGAAGUGCAGCGAUUGAGCCAGUAUGAUGUUGAGGAGUACCGCAGAAAGAAAGAAAUUACUGUUCGAGGUUCGAACUGCCCAAAACCUGUCACCAACUUUCAUCAGGCACAGUUUCCCCAAUAUGUCAUGGAUGUACUGAUGCAGCAGAGCUUCAAAGAGCCCACAGCCAUUCAGGCACAAGGUUUCCCUCUGGCCCUCAGCGGGAGAGACAUGGUGGGCAUUGCUCAGACUGGCUCUGGGAAGACCUUAGCGUAUCUCCUGCCUGCUAUAGUGCACAUCAACCAUCAGCCCUACUUGGAACGUGGAGAUGGACCAAUUUGCUUGGUUCUGGCUCCCACAAGAGAACUGGCGCAGCAGGUCCAGCAGGUGGCAUACGACUAUGGAAAGUCAUCCCGCAUCAAAAGUACUUGUGUGUAUGGGGGCGCGCCAAAGGGACCUCAAAUCCGAGACCUGGAGAGAGGUGUUGAGAUCUGCAUUGCCACACCGGGCCGUCUGAUUGACUUCCUUGAAGCUGGAAAGACCAACCUGCGACGCUGCACAUACUUGGUUCUGGAUGAAGCCGACCGCAUGCUAGACAUGGGUUUUGAACCGCAGAUUCGCAAAAUUGUGGACCAAAUCAGGCCCGACAGACAGACCCUGAUGUGGAGCGCUACUUGGCCUAAAGAGGUUCGGCAGCUGGCAGAGGACUUCCUGAAGGACUAUGUCCAAAUCAAUAUUGGAGCACUGGAGCUCAGUGCUAACCAUAACAUCCUUCAGAUUGUUGAUGUCUGUAUGGAGAAUGAGAAGGACCACAAGUUGAUCCAGCUGAUGGAGGAGAUAAUGGCUGAGAAAGAGAACAAGACCAUCAUCUUUGUGGAGACGAAGAAACGAUGUGACGACCUCACACGCAGGAUGAGACGUGAUGGGUGGCCAGCGAUGUGUAUUCAUGGUGACAAGAGCCAGCCAGAGAGAGACUGGGUGUUGUCAGAGUUCCGUAGCGGCAAAGCUCCUAUCCUCAUCGCUACUGACGUCGCCUCCCGUGGUUUGGAUGUGGAGGAUGUCAAGUUUGUCAUCAAUUACGACUAUCCCAACUCAUCAGAGGACUACAUCCAUCGCAUCGGCCGCACAGCCCGUAGCACUAACAAAGGCACUGCCUACACCUUCUUCACUCCGGGGAACCUCCGCCAGGCCCGUGAACUGAUCCGGGUGCUGGAGGAGGCCCGACAGGCCAUAAAUCCCAAACUGCUGGAGCUGGUUGACACUGGACGUGGAGGAGGUGGCCGCUCCCGUUUCCGUAGCAGCUCUAAUUCUAACAAUCCCAAUCUGAUGUACCAAGACGAGUGUGAUCGGCGAAUGCGUUCCGUGGGCGGGGGUGGCAGCUCUAAGGACAACCGAGGCACUAGCAACUACAGCCGAGAUAGCCGCGGAGGGAGCAGCCGGGAUGGAGACCGCUCCUCUUCUUACAGAGAUCGCAGUAGCAGGGAUGGAGGACAUGGCUACGGCUCCAACUCAUACGACCAGUACCAGAACAACAAAAAACAGUCCGGCAGCCCCAGGGGCGCCGCUGGGUCAGGAGCUGGUGGAGCAGGGCAGGCCCCGCUUCCUUCGUCAGGCCCCCAGCCUCUGAUGGCCCAGCAGUUCAACCCUCCUCAGCCUAUGAUGGGCUUGAUGGGACACUCGCCAUUCCAGUUUGCUCCUCCACCACCACCACCUCCCUCAGGCAGAAAGUAAACACACAGUACAACUCACACAACACUCACACCGACUGUGUCAGAAUCGGGCUGGAAUGUCUUGGUUUGUGGCAUCAACUAACAACAUUCCACUGAGGAGCUGGUUUUCUUGCAACACAUCUGUGCACUGUGUUUUCAAAACCUGUUACUGCGGAAGUUUAAAACAUUUAGACUGAUUCCUAGUUUGUUUAGGUGGUUGACUCCUUUCGGUUUUGACUUUUUAAAGUCAAAUUAGGCAGCAUUAUUUAUUUUAAUAGAAGUUUGCUGUGUCCUGACUGACUUAGGACAAAAGAACAUUGUGCAUGUGAUGCUUUUGUAUUGUGAUCCGCCUCAGACGGUGUCGAGUAUCUGAGUUUCCCUUAAGCUGUAUCAAAGAUAGACGUUGAAAUUAGUUUGUGUAACGGAGCUUGUUCCUGUUUUAGGUUCAGUAUCUUUGUUUUGGGCUUUGAAACCUUUGAAGACACAAGUCAGCUGUUUAAGAAAACAUGGACAUCCUGACAUAACUUGAGGAAAAGUUUAAAGUGAUGUUUUUCCAUAAUGGUUUUUUUUUUAACAUUGUAAACUUGAUUUCAUGACACACGUUACUUUAGGCCUCUUAAGGCAGAGAGGCUUUGUGUAAUCAUGACACCAGUUAAGUCACAUGUAAAUGAACUUUCUCUCUCACACGUUUAUUAAUCUGAGGCCUCAUUCAGUUGGUCACCAGUGUGGUGAAGUGUUGCUGUAGCAUUGAGAUUUUGCUAGCUAAUAGUCUGUUUUUACAGUUUUUCACAUUUAAUAAAGCUCUUCACUGUA